Molecule: messenger RNA, 5880 nt
Organism: Nerophis lumbriciformis (worm pipefish)
Lineage: Eukaryota; Metazoa; Chordata; Actinopteri; Syngnathiformes; Syngnathidae
Gene: ptprk
Product: protein tyrosine phosphatase receptor type K
Biological process (GO): protein dephosphorylation
Cellular component (GO): membrane
Molecular function (GO): protein binding; protein tyrosine phosphatase activity
Source: RefSeq, a predicted model, not a curated record
CUCUAGCGCGUGCGGGCGCCUGUGCUGCGCUGCCUCAGUCUAAAGUGUUGAAUCCUGCCAGCCUGUUGGGAAGCCAAAAGCCAGAAAAGACAAGGAGAGAAUGGAGCGCUCCACUCGGCUUCGGCAGGAGGAAUAAUCACUCAGACGCCACUGAGGACAUUGGAAGACGGACAAACUCCCAGGGAGAAAGAAAGUCAACUUGAGGGGAAAGUGUUCCGCACUUCUCGCCAGGACGCUGUUUAAAAAACAUGGAUACACUUUUCUCUCUUUUACCGGGACUCUUCCUCCUCAUCUCGGCUGUUGGGAAUGUCUCCGGGCAGAUGCUACAAGCUCAUAUGGGGCGCGCUGAGAAGGGAAGCUGUACGUUUGAUGAGGGCUUCUCUCAGUGUGAUUACCAACAAGACCCCUAUGAUGACUUUGACUGGACACACAUCAACACUCAGGAGGUCCCCUACGUAUCCCCCGACCUGCCCAAAGGUUCCUACAUGUAUGUGGAUGUCUCUCAGUAUGAGGUUGGGGAGAAGGCCAGAUUUCAACUCCCGGUGAUGAAGGAGAAUGACACCCACUGCAUAGACUUCAACUACCAACUCAUCAGCCCUGAUGGUUCCAGUCCUGGAACCCUCAAUGUCCUGGUCAAGGUUAACAAAGGUCCACUGGCCAAUCCUAUUUGGAAUGUAACUUCCAAUACUGGUAAAGACUGGCUGAAGGCUGAACUCGCCGUCUCUACCUUUUGGCCCAAUGAGUACCAGGUUAUAUUUGAAGCGGAUAUUUCGGACAGGAAAACCGGCUUCAUCGUUAUAGAUGACAUUCAGGUGCUCAGCUACCCAUGCGAUAAAUCCCCUCAUUUCCUGCGUCUUGGGGAUGUGGAGGUGAACGCUGGUCAGAACGCCACUUUUCAGUGCAUCGCCACCGGACGAGAUACAUCCAACAAUAAACUCUGGCUCCAGAGGAGAAACGGAGAAGAUAUUCCCGUGUCUCAGAGGAAAAACAUCAACCAUCGGCGAUUCUCCGCCUCAUUCCAUCUCAACCAAGUCACUAACCAGGAUCAAGAUCUGUAUCGCUGCGUCACCCAGUCUGAGCGCGGCUCCGGGGUGUCCAACUUUGCCGGCCUUAUUGUCAGAGAGCCUCCACACCCUAUAGCCCCGCCCCAGCUGCUUGGCGUCGGCCCUACCUACCUGCUGAUUCAGCUCAAUGCCAACUCCAUCUUUGGAGACGGUCCUAUUAUAGUUAAAGAGGUGGAGUACCGCAUGACAUCAGGCAGUUGGACGGAGACCCAUGCUGUCAACUCACCCAACUAUAAGUUAUGGCACCUGGACCCAGAUACCGAGUACGAGAUCAGGGUCUUACUAACCCGACCAGGCGAGGGAGGGACGGGCAAGGCUGGACCGCCACUCAUUACGCGGACCAAAUGUGCAGAACCCAUGCGAACUCCGAAGAGGCUGAAGAUCGCCGAGACCAGGUCCCGCCUGAUAGCGGUGGACUGGGAAUCGCUGGGUUACAACAUCACCCGCUGUCACACCUUCAACGUCACCAUUUGUUAUCAUUACAUGAUGGCAAACAACCGCAGCAAGGCCGACUGCCUGGACAUGGACCCGAAAGCACCACGCCACGUCGUUGGAAACCUGCCACCGUACACCAACGUCAGUCUGAAGAUGAUUUUGACCAACCCAGAGGGGAGAAAGGAGAGCGACGAAACAAUCAUCCAAACUGAUGAAGAUGUUCCAGGUCCAGUUCCCACUCAGUCAGUACGAGCCACACAAUUUGAGGACCGGAUCCUCCUCUACUGGAAAGAACCAUCGGAGCCCAACGGCAUCAUCACACAAUAUGAGAUCAACUACAGUGGUCUGCGUUCCUUUGACCCAUCGGUGCCCCUGCAGCGCCCCGGGCUCCCGGUGUCUUUACCCUCCAACGCCACCCAUCACCUUUUCUCCCAGCUCCACCCGGGGGUCACUUACCAGCUUUCCAUACGAGCAUCUACUUCCAAAGGAUUUGGUACCGCCACCACUCUCAAUGUGACGACCAAUAUUUCAGCCCCGACAAUUGAUGAGUAUGAUGGCUCGGAGGCCUUUUUGAACGAAACUGCCACGACCAUCACUGUUCUGUUGAAACCAGCCCAGGCCAAGGGAGCACCUAUAAGUGCCUAUCAGAUUGUAGUGGAGGAAGUGAAUCCCCGGCGAACACGUCGCCAAGCCUCCUCCGACUGUUAUGAGGUUCCUGUUUCCUACCACAGUGCAUCAACCGGUGGAUCUCCGUAUUAUUACGCCGCUCAGCUGUCGCCCAGCAGCCUCCCAGAGCCCCUCCCGUUCACCGUCGGAGACAACAAGACAUAUCAGGGUUUCUGGAAUGCUCCUUUGGCCCCAAGGAAGAACUACAACAUCUACCUUCAAGCUGUUAGCAGCACUGAGCGGGAGACUAAAACGCAGUGUCUGAGGCUGGCUACGAAAGGUGCCACUGAGGAGCCAGAAGUCAUCCCUGACCCCGCUAAACAGACGGAUCGCGUGGUGAAGAUCGCCGGCAUCAGCGCCGGGGUCCUGGUCUUCAUCCUACUGGUGCUGGUAGCCAUCUUAUUGGUCAAGAAAAGGAGGACCUACUAUUCGUACUCGUAUUACCUGAAGCUGGCAAAGAAGCGUAAGGACGCCAUCGGAACCACUCGGCAGGAAAUGACACACAUGGUGAACGCCAUGGAUCGCAGCUACGCGGACCAGAGCACUCUGCAUGCCGAGGACCCCAUGGCGGUGACGUUCAUGGACUCUCACAACCACAACAACAGAUUGCCCAACGAUCCUCUGGUCCCCACUGCUGUGUUAGUCCCCAUCACAGAUGAGAACCACAGCGCAUCGGCGGCGGAGAACAGCCGGCUUCUGGACGUUCCUCGCUAUCACUGUGAAGGGACCGAAUCGCCGUAUCAGACGGGACAGCUCCACCCCGCCAUCAGAGUGGCGGACCUCCUGCAACACAUCAACUUGAUGAAAACAUCCGACAGCUACGGCUUCAAGGAGGAGUACGAAAGUUUUUUUGAAGGCCAGUCAGCCACCUGGGAUGUGGCAAAGAAGGAGCAGAACCGCACCAAGAACCGCUAUGGCAACAUUAUUGCAUAUGACCAUUCAAGGGUCAUUCUCCAGCCAAUGGAAGACGACCCCUCCUCCGACUACAUCAACGCCAACUACAUCGAUGUAAGUGGAAACGCAUCGAAUGCUACUAUUGGCUCCCAACGAAACCAACGAAACCACACUCCCUCGCUCAUUUGGCUGUACAGGGAUGGCUAUCAGAGACCGAGCCACUACAUUGCCACUCAGGGUCCCGUGCAUGAGACCGUCUAUGACUUCUGGAGGAUGGUGUGGCAGGAGCAGUCGGCCUGUAUCGUCAUGGUAACCAAUCUGGUGGAGGUUGGAAGGGUGAAGUGCUACAAGUACUGGCCAGACGAUGCUGAGGUUUACGGCGACUUCAAGGUGACUUUUGUGGAGGUUGAACCGCUUGCUGAAUAUGUGGUUCGCACAUUUACAUUGGAGAGGCGUGGUUUCAACGAGGUGCGAGAAGUCAAGCAGUUCCACUUCACAGGCUGGCCUGAUCACGGAGUUCCGUAUCACGCCACGGGACUACUUUCCUUCAUUCGCAGAGUUAAAAUCUCCAAUCCGCCUUCUGCUGGGCCGAUCGUGGUGCACUGCAGCGCCGGAGCGGGACGCACGGGUUGCUUCAUCGUCAUCGACAUCAUGCUGGACAUGGCCGAGCGGGAGGGCGUGGUGGACAUCUACAACUGCGUCAAAGCACUUCGGUCCAGGAGGAUCAACAUGGUACAGACUGAGGAGCAGUACAUAUUCAUCCAUGACGCCAUAUUAGAGGCUUGUCUCUGCGGAGAAACGGCCAUUCCCGUCUGCGAGUUCAAGGCGGCCUUUUACGAGCUGAUCCGCAUCGACUCCCAGACCAACUCGUCCCACCUGAAGGAUGAGUUCCAGACAUUAAACUCGGUGACGCCUCAGCCUCAGCCUGAAGACUGCAGCAUUGCACUGUUGCCUAGGAACCAGGACAAGAACCGCUUCAUGGACGGCCUUCCUCCUGACCGGUGCCUGCCCUUCCUCAUCACAAUAGACGGGGAGAGCAGCAACUACAUCAACGCGGCUCUCAUGGAUCUGUCAGAGGAGUUCCAGAGCUACAGACAACCCGCUGCCUUCAUCGUCACCCAGCAUCCUUUGCCCAACACCGUCAAGGACUUUUGGCGUCUGGUGUACGACUACGGCUGCACCAGUCUGGUCAUGCUCAACGAGAUCGACCUGGCGCAGGGUUGUCCCCAGUACUGGCCAGAAGAGGGCAUGCUGCGUUAUGGACCCGUCCAGGUAGAAUGUAUGUCCUGCUCCAUGGACUGUGACGUCAUCAGCAGACUCUUCAGAGUCUGCAACCUCACUCGGCCUCAGGAAGGCUACUUGAUGGUUCGCCAGUUCCAGUACCUGGGCUGGGCGGGACACAGGGAGGUGCCCGCCUCCAAGCGCUCCUUCCUCAAGCUCAUCCUGCAGGUGGACCAGUGGCAGCGUGAGGGGGAGGAGGGGGAGGGAAGAACCAUCGUCCACUGCUUAAACGGAGGCGGCCGCAGUGGCGUAUUCUGUGCCAGCAGCAUCGUGUGUGAGAUGGCCAAGAGGCAGAGUGUGGUGGACGUCUUCCACGCAGUCAAGACGCUGAGGAACAGCAAGCCCAACAUGGUGGACACUCCGGAGCAGUACAGGUUCUGCUACGACCUCUCCCUGGAGUUCAUCGAGUCGUCCUAAACAGCCGGAAUACCAGCGCAGGAGAAAUAGGCCCCGCCUCCUCCCGCCUGUAGCAUGUUAAAUCCUUACAUCAUGGCGCCCCCCAGUGGCGCUUUGCUGAGGAGCGGACUUUGGACUCCCUCGUGCUUUUAUCGUUGUACAGCUUCUUCAGCGCCACUUUGGACCACAAGUUGAUGUUUGCAGUGCUGCCACCUGCCCUCACGGGGGCGCCCUUCAACUUCACCACUAUUUUCAGUUGCUUCAGAGACUGACAGUAAACGUUUACAUCCUGAGUAUUAUUAGCUUUUACAUUUGUUUUUAUGUCAUGAAGAAGUUAAAAGUUGUAGUUGUUUCUUUGUACGUUUAAUCUCAUCUUCUCCUCGUGGAGGGCUGUGCCCGGUCUUUCCUUUCGGCCCGUUCACUAACGAUGAGAAAAGUCCGCACUAAACGCCAAGCAGCAGAUUAGUCUUUUCUAUGAUUUGACCGUGUUGUGGUUUCUCCAUAAGCCAAAGACUUUGCUGUAAAUAUGUCUAUAAAGCACAUUGUUUGUAUUUAUUGUUUACUCGCGUCGCCGGCGGGAACAAUCAUUCUUCACUCCACGUUUACGCCCGCAACACCUGAGCGAGAGGAGAGUGGAAGAAGCACGCUGUAAAUUAUUUUCUUUUUGUCGACUAUUUACUCUCUAGUGUCGUCUCGCUUUCACUCGUUGUCGUGCGCAGACAAACUUCCUUCGUGGUCAGUGCAGUCUUUUUUGCCUCGUCAGCAACAAACGGAUUAUUGUGCCUGAUCAUUUUUCAAUCAAUGUUGUACUUUAAUCUAUAAAUAGACUUUGUCUAUGCUGUAAAUAGACAAUUUUAUUGUCGCAACUUGACGGAUGAAAUGUUACAAACUUUGUUGUCGCCGUACACAAAAUGUUUCAAUGUUUGAAUUCUCUUUAGUGUCUUUUAUUUUCUGCAUUUUUAGUUGGGCAAGGGGGGGGGAAAAAAGCGAAUGAAGGAAUCCAGCAUUCCAGUAAAAGUGAAGUAACGACAAAGAUAGAAACGUUUGCAGCCAGUCUGAAUAUAACAUUAAUAUUCAUAGUUCUUCUUGUCUGUAAUGUUUGGCUUCUUUGCUGUAAUAAAAAAUAUCACUACUUUGAGGAUGA